Messenger RNA from Brassica oleracea var. oleracea, 873 nucleotides. RefSeq names its product glutathione S-transferase T3-like. Lineage: Eukaryota; Viridiplantae; Streptophyta; Magnoliopsida; Brassicales; Brassicaceae. The transcript has 2 exons. Bases 1 to 873 code for a protein of 290 amino acids. The record is from RefSeq and is a predicted model, not a curated record.
AUGGAUUCAAGGAAUCCAUAUAGCCAGUAUUCUAUUUAUGUAGGGCUUCUUAACAGUCAACGAGAAAAUGUAGUGAAUGAAAACUUUCCUUAUGAAAGUUUUCCUUCUAGUGUAAACAUUGGAGCCUCAGAAAUCCCUCCUUUCAGUUCCCAACAAUCUGAGGCUCCAACUCUACCUGAAGACACACCCACGGAGCGUCGGGAGAGAAAGAAAUGGACCCCAGCUGAUGACGAGGUUCUAAUCAGUGCCUGGCUAAACACAUCUAAGGAUGCUGUUGUUGGAAAUGAUCAAAAGUCAGGCACCUUCUGGAAACGAGUAGGAGAAUACUACGCAGCAAGUCCUCAUGCUAGACAAGUCCUCAUGCUAGACAGGGUGGUGAGAACAGAGAGCAUAUCCAUUUUCUGUGGAGCAUUCGCUGCUGCAGAGAGACAAAUCACCAGCGGACAGAAUGACAACGAUGUUCUAAAGGUGGCUCAUGACAUCUUCUACUCCGACCACACCAUGAAGUUUACCCUUGAGCAUGUGUGGUGUGUGUUGAGGUCUGAACAGAAAUGGUUAAGCCUGAACACUCCUAAAGCUACUGCCAGUUCUAAGAGAAAAACAAGUGAGGCCGGUUCGCAAUCUCCAAGCACCAAUGGUGGUGACCAUGAGAUGCGGCUCGAAGGUAUCAAGGCUGCAAAAGCAAGAAGGAAUAAUGCUAAAGGGAAGGCUCUUGAGGAGUAUAAGAGCGUGUGGGAGCUCAAGAUGGAAGAUUUGGCGAUGAAGGAGAAACUAUCCAAGCUCGCCAUACUUGACACUCUCCUUGCUAAAAAGGAAUCACUUAGUGAGACUGAAGAAGUUGUCAAGAAUAAACUCCUUGCCGAGUAUUUCUAA